This is a messenger RNA of Dracunculus medinensis (Guinea worm), 573 nucleotides long. The record is from the annotation of a GenBank genome assembly. Lineage: Eukaryota; Metazoa; Nematoda; Chromadorea; Rhabditida; Dracunculidae.
AUGUGUUUUUUGCAGGCGAAUUUUGAAGAUGCUCGAUGCAGAUGUAUUUGCCCUUCGACCAAAUACUUCGCUUCAAAAAGUUUAACUAAAGAUGAUGAUAAUCAUCGGCGAUAUUAUACCAAAUCAAAUAUAAAUUCAUUGAAUUGCAAUCCUCAAGCUGUUGUAAAAUCAAAUGUUUUGGAUAUUGUCGAUGGAGUUCACUUGGAUGCUUUUCUCGCCAAUUGUGAUUGUAAAUAUGAAUCAAGGAAUACUGUCAUGUUGAAGGUUGUUGUAAUUUUCGUCAUUUGUGUUGUUUUUAUACUGGUUACUUAUAUGUUAUUUUUGCUUUGUCUUGAUCCAAUGUUGAGAAGGCAAAAACAGUCAAUUCCUUAUCGGCAGCAAAAUGAUGAGUUGGAAGAUAACGUGUUUGCUCGUAAUUCGUCUAUUGAUAUUGUAGAAGGAACUGCUUCCUUAAAUAUGCGAUCAAGAAAUAAUACAGUUUUGGAGAGAGUAGAAGCUGAACAAAAUCGUUGGAUGAAGAAAGUUGAAGAGCAAAGAAAAAAUAUCUUCACGGAUCAUACAAUGUUAAACUGA